Messenger RNA from Pelagomonas calceolata, 1530 nucleotides. The record is from the annotation of a GenBank genome assembly. NCBI's taxonomy places the organism in Eukaryota, Pelagophyceae, Pelagomonadales, Pelagomonadaceae.
GUUAUCGGCGGGAGCGCGGAGGCAGCAGCGCGCGCAACGGCGGCGGGCAGCUGCUUAAGGGCCGCGUGGGCUCCACGGGGCAGCGGACGCGAAUGGCCGCGAAAUCCGCCGGCACGGAGCGAGGCGGCAGCGCGCGCAACGGCGGCAGCUGCUUAAGGGUGCCGAGGGCUCCUCGUGGGCUUCCCGGGGCAGCGCGGACGCGACCGCGCCGUGCAAUCCGCCGGCACGUGACCGCGUUUUCUGUUUUGCCUCGCAGAUCUUGGGGAAGGGCAGCCUCGAGCCUCGCGUGCCGCGGCGCCAAAGGAGGCACUUCCGCCACGCGCCGACCACGACGCGCGCGCCACCGCACACGCGACCUCGCUCGUCGUCCCGCGCCGCCACUCGCCGCGGCAGAUCGGCAGUCGGCAGCCUCUGCGCCGCGCGCCGCGUGAAGGAUGGUCCAGGUCGUGGUGCCCGAGGGCGCCGCCCCGGGCAGCCACAUGCUCGUCCGCAUGCCCUCGGGCACGGACUGCAGCAUCGAGAUCCCGCCGAACGCGCCGCCCGGCGCGGUCCUCGUCGUGCCGGACCCCGGGGCCACGCCCCGGCCCGUGCAAGCGGUCGCGCCGCCCGUCGAGCGGAAGUCGAGCUGGUUCGGCGGCAGCCCGCGGCAGGCGCAGCCGCCGGCGCCGCCGGUCGGGACGGUCGUGGCCAUCGAGGCGACGGGCGACGUGAGCGGCGUCUCCGGCUUCCAGUGCCUCGGCCAGCAGCACAUGCCCUCCGGCUGGGACCUCUUCGGGGACAAGUACGGCAUCGUGGCCAAGACGCUGCAGCCCGGCGAGGUCGUCAAGUCGGAGCCCGGCGCGAUGGUCUUCAUGUCGGAUAAUGUGGAAAUGAGCGCAAAGACGGGCGGCGGGCGGGGCCUCAAGGGGGCCUUCUCCCAGGUCGUGUCCGGCGAGGCGCUCGUGACGGUCGACUACCGGAACAACGGCCCCGGCGUCGGCCACGUGGGCUUCACGGCGAACCAGCCCUUCUCGACGGUCGUGCCCGUGCAGCUGGGCGCCGUGCCGGGCGGAGCCCUGAACGUGAAGCGCGGCGCCUACAUGGCGGGCACGACGGACGUCCACGCGUCGGCGAAGCGCCUGCCGGCCAAGAACAUGCUCGCGUGCUGCUGCGGCGGCCUGCCGCCCGUGAUCCAGGUCGUCAAGGGCCCGCCGUCCGGCGUCGCGUUCCUGAGCGCGGCGGGCACGGUCGUCAGCCGGCAGCUGCAGGCCGGCGAGGCCAUCCAGGUCGACUCGGACGUCAUCGUCGGCUUCGAGCAGUCGGUGCAGUUCGACGUCAAAAAAACGGGCGACAUCGUCACAGUCUGUUGCGGUGGCGAGGGUUGCUUCAACACCGUGCUCACGGGCCCCGGCCACGUCUACCUCCAGUCCAUCUCCGUCGACAAGCUCAUGUCGCAGCUCGUCACGAUCACCAAGGAGUCCGAGCCGCAGGACGGCGGGGGCGGCGGGCCCGAGGCGGCGGAGAUGGCGCGCUAGUUUAAUUGGAUGAAUU